Molecule: messenger RNA, 1946 nt
Organism: Thalassophryne amazonica
Lineage: Eukaryota; Metazoa; Chordata; Actinopteri; Batrachoidiformes; Batrachoididae
Product: fibroblast growth factor 20-like
Exons: 3
Coding region: 346-975 (209 amino acids)
Biological process (GO): regulation of cell migration; cell differentiation; fibroblast growth factor receptor signaling pathway
Cellular component (GO): cytoplasm
Molecular function (GO): growth factor activity; fibroblast growth factor receptor binding
Source: RefSeq, a predicted model, not a curated record
CUGCAGCGUUCGUAGCUUCCGAAUCCGGUUCCGCGGCUGCAUCACCGUCACGCACGCCAGGUAUGCACCAUGAGGGCUGUGUGAGCAGUAGCUGCAGCAGAACACCUCCGGCUCAUGAAGACGCACCGAUCGGAAGGAAAAAUCAGUGCGCCAGCGGAGAUUUGUGCACGGUGAGAAAACCUCCACGCGUCCUGUCCUUGCGCAACAACGGACAUGCGUUAAAGUCACGGAGGAAGGCGCGCGUAAACAUGCAAUAAGUGCCAGCGGCUUGGCCAGGUAGCCCGCUGCGCAAGAGCGCUCCCUUCGGACCUCCUGUGUGAACUUUAGCCGCUGAGGUUUGACGCGAUGGCUGCCGCUCUGGGUGAACUUGGAGGCGUCCUGCACGGCAUUGACGGCGUGGCGCACGUCGGGUCCCAUUUCCUGCUGCCCCCUCUUGGGGACAGCCCCAUGCUGCUGGGGGAGCACCUGAUAUCUGGGGAGAGGCUGUCCCGGAGCACGACAGCGGAUUUAACGCACCUGAAAGGGAUUCUCCGGAGGAGACAGUUAUACUGCAGAACUGGAUUUCAUCUGGAAAUACUUCCGGAUGGCACAGUGCAAGGCACGAGGAAGGACCACAGUCGUUUUGGUAUUUUGGAAUUCAUAAGCCUUGCUGUUGGCUUGAUAAGCAUUAAAGGGGUGGACAGUGGACUCUAUCUGGGGAUGAAUGACAAAGGGGAGCUAUAUGGCUCUGAAAAGCUCACAGCCGAAUGUGUCUUCAGGGAGCAGUUUGAGGAGAACUGGUACAACACCUACUCCUCCAACCUCUACAAGCACGGAGACAAAGGAGCGCGCUACUUUGUGGCAUUAAACAAGGAUGGUACACCGAGGGACGGGACUAAAUCCAGGCGGCAUCAGAAGUUUACACACUUCUUGCCUCGGCCUGUGGACCCCGAUCGAGUUCCGGAGCUGUACAGGGAUAUCCUGGGGCACAGCUGAGAGCCGGAGGCCCCCAUCUAGAUCAGGAAUAGCUGCUAAAGCUGCAGCCCUCGCAGGGAGCAGAGAGACGGAAGCAGGGACGGUGCAAGCUGGUGGACGGCAGCCCUGCCAGCAGGGAUAAAGGCACCGGGGCCUCUUCUAGGAAUGCACGAGCCAUCUCUCAGCAGCCAGGAGGACAGUGUAGAAUGUCUGACUUUGUCAGCCUGCACACUCAACAUGAGGGGGCUGUUUGUUGCAGAGGCCAGCCGACCCGAAAAGUACCUGCAUGGAAUCAGAGAUACGCUGCAGAGAGAUGGAGAGAAAGAAGCUGAACGGACAGGGAGCGUCUCCUGAGCCGGCUCAGACAGAGGCAUCGAACUGGAGUCCAUCUAGUGUCAUAUUUCUAUUUCUGUCUGUCAGAAAGCCUUAGUUUGUUAAGAAGGACUUUGAAGGAAAUCAGUUUUUUUUUUAAUCCAGUCUAGACUCAUUUGAAAAGAGCAAAACAUAACAAUUUAUUUAUUCAUUUUAGAUACAUAUAUUUAUGUUAUAUAUUUAUUUAUUUGAGAAUAUAUUUUUACAAUUAGAUACCUACGAUAUAGAUAAACCAGUAGAAAGUGUAUCGCUUGUGUAAACACUGUGCCAUAUGUCGUAUAUUCUUUUUAUUUUGUACCGUAGCACACAGCAAGUGAUGCAGACACAUCAAAAUAUGGUAACUGUGAAUUAAUAAAAAAAAAAAAUGAAAAUCUGUUUAUUUUUCACAUGAUAAUUUCAGCCAAACUGUUACACGUUUAAAUCAGAAUCUGACACCAGCAAAGAGAAAACAACUGCUAAAAAAUGUGAUUCCACCCAUUUUGGUUCCAUGUGAAGUCAUUUUGGUUUCUAUGUAUCCAAUCAUGGCCCAAAUCUUAUUGUUUUAAAGGAAAACUAUGUUAUUAAAGGUAUAUUUUGCUGGUUAUCUUUCAAACUUUAAACAUAUAAAGCUGCUUACGAGA